GCUGUGUCUGAAAGAACCCCGAAGGGCGCAGAUUUGGCUUCCUCACUUUAUUCAUGGGAGUGUAACCUCACACAAACUUCCAGAAGAAGGUUGGAUGAUUGCAUCACAUUUUGGCUAGGUCUCCCUGUUUUUGGGAGAAAAACCGUGUCAAAGUUAAACACACUUUCAGCUGGGUAUCAGGCUUGGCUGGUAAGAAAACCACUUUUUUCAUUGGUUUGUCUGGCUUCUCAUCUUUGAUGGUGUCGGGUUUUCAGAGGCACAACUGAAAGCAAGACUCCAGUGCCCAGAUUUGGCCUAUUGACCAUAAAGAUAAUAGAGAAAAAUGCUGAUCCUGAACAAAUGCUCUUGUCUUAUCUGCGAAAGAGGCUCCGUCUUACAGGAACUAAGUAUGGCUGUGGAGGAGGUGGCUGUGGUGCCUGCACAGUGAUGAUAUCAACUUAUGAGCCAGCUUCAAAGAAGAUACGACACUAUUCAGCCAAUGCAUGUUUGCUUCCCAUUUGCUCCUUAUAUGGUGCAGCAGUGACUACAGUGGAGGGUGUUGGAAGUACAAAAACCAGGAUUCAUCCAGUUCAGGAAAGACUUGCCAAGUGCCAUGGCUCCCAGUGUGGUUUCUGCACACCUGGAAUGGUGAUGUCCAUAUACACUUUGCUAAGAAACCAUCCAGAACCAACUUCAGAGCAGAUGAUUGCAGCUCUGGCUGGGAACUUGUGCCGCUGUACUGGAUACCGGCCAAUCCUAGAUGCCUGUAAAACCUUCUGUAAGGAAUCCAUUUGUUGUCAAAGAAAAGCAAAUGGAAAAUGUUGCUUGGAUCAGGAAGAUGAUUUGUUUGACAAUGAAGAGCAGGUCUCCGCCAGCCUGUUUUCAGCAGAUGAAUUCCAGCCCUUAGAUCCCACCCAGGAGCUUAUAUUCCCUCCAGAACUAAUGAGAAUGGCAGAAAAUCAACCAAAAAGAACUCUGUUUUUUCGUGGGGAGCGAGUAACGUGGAUUUCUCCUGUAAGCUUGGAUGAACUGCUGGAUCUGAAAGCCACUCACCCUAAAGCACCUCUUGUGGUUGGGAACACCAGUGUGGGACCUGACAUGAAAUUCAGAGGUGUGUUCCAUCCAGUUCUUAUUGCUCCUGCAAGGAUCCCAGAUCUGAAUGUGCUGAAAUACACAAAUGAUGGAUUAACUCUGGGAGCUGCCUGCAGCCUCUCUCUAGUGAAAGACAUCUUGACAAAUGCAAUUGCCGAGUUCCCUGAAGAGAAGACGAGGGUUUUCUGUGCUGUCUUGCAGCAAUUGAGAACUCUGGGCGGAGAACAGAUAAGAAAUGUUGCUUCUUUUGGUGGAAACAUCAUAAGUAGAAAAUCAACCUCAGACUUGAAUCCUGUUCUGGCAGCCAGCAACUGCAUUCUCAAUCUGGCUUCAAGAGGACAAAAGCGACAUAUUCCUAUGAGUGAUAUAUUUGCAGAUGGAGUUGGUAACAAUACCAUUACACCAGAAGAGGUCUUAGUCUCUAUCCAUAUUCCCUAUUCUAGGAAGGGGGAGUAUGUCUCUGCAUUUCGACAAGCACCAAGAAGGGAAAAUGCUCUUCCAAUAACCAAUGCUGGGAUGAGAGUCCUUUUCGAAGAAGGUACAGACAUUAUAAAGGAUCUAAGCAUUUUCUAUGGAGGUGCUGUCUCGACAACAGUCUGUGCCAAACAAACCUGUUGGACACUUACUGGAAGACACUGGAAUGAACAAAUGUUGGAUGAAGCAUGCAGACUAAUUCUUAAAGAAAUGGCUGUUCCAGGCUUAGCUGGUGGUGAAAAUGUAGACUAUAAGAAAACUUUGAUGGUCAGUUUCUUCUACAGAUUUUUCCUGGAAGUAUCACAGUCAUUGAAGACAAUGGAUCCUUGCCAUUAUCCUGGCAUACCUGUGGAAUAUGGGAGUGUCCUACAAGAUUUCAAAAACAGAAUGCCCCAGAGUAUCCAAAUAUACCAGGACGUAGAGCCGAGCCAGUCUCCUCAGGACCCUGUAGGACGGCCCAUUAUGCACCAGUCUGGGAUAAAGCACGCCACUGGUGAAGCAAUCUACAUUGAUGACCUUCCUUCUGUGGAUGGGGAGCUUUUCCUGGCUGCUGUCACUAGUUCCAGAGCUCAUGCUAAGAUUCUAUCUAUAGAUACCUCAGAGGCCCUAAAAGGAGCAGGUGUGUUUGAUGUCAUAACAGCUCAUGAUGUGCCAGCUACAAAUGAGUUUUAUUUUUCUGAUGAUCCGGAGAUUAUAUUUGCAAGAAACGAGGUGAUUUGUGUGGGUCAGAUUGUCUGUGCUGUGGUUGCAGAUUCAGAUGUUCAUGCCAGACAAGCAGCUGCAAAAGUGAAGAUAGAGUAUGAAAUGCUGGAACCAGUAAUUUUAACAAUUGAGGAAGCUAUAAAACACAACUCGUUCUUUGAGCCAAAAAGAAAAUUAGAACAAGGAAAUGUUGAUGAGGCAUUUGAAACUGUUGAUCAUAUAAUUGAAGGGCAGAUCUGCAUUGGGGGACAGAAACACUUUUACAUGGAGACUCAGAGUACGCUUGCUGUUCCAAAAGGAGAGGAUAAGGAAAUGGAUUUGUAUGUGUCAACACAGCAUCCAGCAAUUGUUCAGGAGAUUGUAGCUGCAAGUUUAGGUGUUCCAGCCAACAGGAUCAUGUGCCAUGUUAAACGAGUUGGUGGAGCUUUUGGUGGGAAAAUCCUGAGAACUGGCUUACUGGCAUCAGUUGCUGCAGUAGCAGCAAACAAAACCGGCAGAGCAGUCCGUCUUAUUCUGAGCCGAGAGGAUGAUAUGGUAAUCGCUGGUGGCCGACAUCCCUUUAUUGCUAAAUAUAAAGUUGGCUUCAUGAAUGAUGGUAGGAUCACAGCUGUGGAUACCGAAUAUUAUGUUAAUGGAGGAUGUAGCCCUGAUGAGUCUGUCCUGGUAGCAGAAGUAUCCUUACUAAAAAUGGACAAUGCAUACAAGAUUCCCAACUUGAGAUGCAGGGCCUAUGCCUGCAAAACAAACUUGCCAUCAAAUACAGCAUUCCGAGGCUUUGGCUUUCCUCAGUCAGGACUGGUGACAGAAACUUGGAUAACAGAUGUUGCAGAUAAAACUGGUUUAGCACCAGAAAAGAUUAGGGAAAUAAAUAUGUAUAAGAAGAAUGAGCAGACACACUUCAAACAAAAACUUGAUCCACAGAAUUUAAUACGGUGUUGGAAUGAAUGUAUGGAGAAAUCUGCAUACUACAGUAGGAGAAAAGCUAUCAGUGAAUUUAACAAACAAAAUUACUGGAAGAAAAGAGGGAUUGCCAUUGUACCAAUGAAAUAUCCAUUUGGAAUAGGCACACCUUACCUUUCUCAGGCUGCUGCACUGGUUCAUGUUUAUACUGAUGGGUCUGUGCUUCUGACACAUGGUGGAAUUGAAAUGGGGCAGGGUCUUCAUACAAAAAUGAUCCAGGUUGCUAGUCGGGAAUUGAACAUCCCCAUGUCACGUAUUCACUUCUGUGAAACGAGCACAACAACUGUUCCUAAUGCAUGUGCCUCAGUGGGAUCUGCAGGGACAGAUGUCAAUGGCAUGGCUGUGAAGGAUGCUUGCCAAACUCUUCUGAAACGCCUGCAGCCCAUCAUCAAGAAGAACCCAACAGGGACCUGGAAUGAUUGGAUUAAAGAAGCUUUUAAACAGAGUGUGAGCCUUUCAGCUACUGGCUAUUUUAGAGGUUACAAUGACUACAUGGACUGGGAGAAAGGGGAAGGACGGCCAUUCACAUAUUUUAUUUUUGGAGCUGCUUGUUCAGAGGUUGAAAUUAACUGUCUAACAGGAGAUCACAAGAACCUCAGAACAGACAUUGUUAUGGACGUUGGAUGCAGCAUAAAUCCAGCUGUGGAUAUAGGACAGAUUGAAGGUGCUUUUGUUCAAGGCAUUGGACUGUACACAAUGGAGGAGUUAAAGUAUUCUUCAGAAGGAGUCCUCUAUACUCGAGGUCCAGAUCAGUAUAAGAUCCCUGCUGUUUGUGAUAUUCCAGAACAGUUUAGUGUUUCUCUGCUGUCAUCUUCUCAAAAUCCUUAUGCCAUCUAUGCAUCCAAGGGGAUAGGUGAGGCAGGAUUUUUCUUGGGAUGCUCUGUGUUCUUCGCUUUGAGAGAUGCACUAACUGGUGUGAGGAAUGAAAGAGGACUGAAAAAGACCUUUGCACUGAACAGCCCCCUGACUGCUGAGCAAAUACGGGCAAACUGCACUGAUGUCUUUACUGAGAUGAUGGCGAACAAUGAAGCUGCUUCCUCCUCGGGCCACAUCUGUGUGAAUGACAAACCAUAGUGCACAAGAUUGGAAUGGAAAACUGAUUUACUGCCCCAAGACACACUAAUCAACAAACAGAUAGAUGUAUUUUCUCUUUUUCUGCAUAGAAUCAGCUACCAAAAAUAUGCACUUUAUAUCUUACAUCCUUAUCUUCAUUUCUCCUCCAGUGGACUCAUUACAGUAUUUUGCUUAAAUGACUGCAUUUAAUUGUUAUAAAUAAAUCUUCUGCAUUUGAACCAUAUAUUUUCAACAAGAAAGAUCUGCUGAUCAGCACAGCUCAAAUGCUGCAGGAGAGGAAAGUAAGAAUGAAGUGUAAAGGUAUGCUAGAUAACUUAUUGCCACAUAUUACACAAACAACUUCAUAUGAUAAAUGGUUUUGUAAUGGCUUCAGCUAAUUUUCUAGUUUAGAUUUGAGUCUUGCAGUGAAGUGUAAGUGGAGAGAUCUUUGUUAAAGAAUCAGAACUUUGUUGGAUUCAGAACCUUUUUCACCAGAAGUGAUGCUCUGACUUGUAGUAAAGCACGUUUAGAAUCUUUCAGCACAGGUAUUUUUGUGUUAAAAACAUGCAAGAAACAAGAGUUAUGAUUCACUUUGGCUAUGCCAGGAAAGUUGCCAUGGCUGGCCUAGAUAUGUAGAAUUUUAUCCCAGAAGUUGACAGAGGUGUAAUUUCCACCAGAAGCUUGCUUUAUCUCAUGGAGCAAGCCAAAAGCCUCUGAACACAAUGGAAAAAUUGACAUGGAGUUCUGUGUGCUUUGAAUGGGAGAAUGGAUGACAUGUCAGCCUGCAGGCUCUUAUCAUUUCGCUGCCUCUUAGUGUUUAACAAUUUCUCUUGUCUUCCCUUCAUUUGUUGAGCUGACACUGUAUCUGUGACAGAAAUCAGGUCAGUUGCUUAAAGAGCUUUUGCAUUAGCUAUUAAGAUUUGAAAUCUUUAUUGUUUCAAUUUGUCUCUCUGUAACCAUGAUGAGUUGGUGAAAUGCAGUUGCUUAAACGUAGCUGUCUAGGUUGCUUUAGAUGUCAUAAGACAGUAGAGACAUAGCACAGGGGAGCACAGGACUGGAAGAUAUGGUACAGCAGCUUGAGACCAGGCAGAUAAUAGUAAUUGUAAUCACUGGAAGUGGUACUGAAAGUGAUUUAGGCAGCUGAAGCCUUUUUGGGGUUUACUUUAUUUUCUUCACUUUCUUUGUAUUAAUUUGGCUUUUCUGUAUUGUUAGAAGUCAAUAAAUUAAACAUGAAUGCUGCUGCCACAA
This is a messenger RNA of Sturnus vulgaris (Common starling), 5508 nucleotides long. NCBI's taxonomy places the organism in Eukaryota, Metazoa, Chordata, Aves, Passeriformes, Sturnidae. The record is from RefSeq and is a predicted model, not a curated record.